ACGAGUGGUUGAAAUCCAAAAAUAACUCAGUUGCAGGAGCUGCUUGUAGUAAUGGUUAGUUGUAAGUGGCCCCUUCUGAAAAAGGUCUUCCGUUUCAUCUGAUCGUGAAGUUUUGCCAUUUAUUCAAAGCUUGAAGACACUACCAAUCUUGAAAACCCAAUUUUACACUUCAAAGAAAAUGUACAAAUGGAAUUCAACGACCGGAAAACCAGGCUACUGCAUUACUUUUCUUUAUUCUUUGUAAUGGUGCUACGAGGAAGAAUCUGAUUGUUUGGAACGUGCAAGAAUGAAAUUUUUCAAGAUAGCUGUAUCUUUGUUCCGAAUGAAGAAAUGGUCAGGUGGCAUGGUGAUUAUAGGUCUUGCUGCGAUCUUGGUUUUAAGUUAUGGCCUAAUGGGAACUCAGCCACAGAAAAAGCAGUCUGCUUAUGAUUUUUUCAGAAAUCAUCCUGCUAAUGAUUCUCAUUCAAAGGACACUGGUCGCCUCAGUCCUUCUCAUAUGGACAUAAAGAAAGCAACAAAAUCAUCAAUAAGGCCACAUUUUGUGAAUGUUGAAGGACUUAAUGAUCUAUAUGCUUCAAACAAUAUUUCCAAGGAAGAGUCUAAGGCCUUGCUUGUGUGGAGUCAGAUGCGUUUGCUAUUAUCUAGAUCUGAUGCUUUGCCUGAAACAGCCCAAGGGAUUAAAGAGGCUUCCGUAGCAUGGAAGGAUUUAUUAUCCAUGAUCGAGGAAGACAAAACUAUGAAGUCCAGCAAAAUUGACAAACCAGAGGAUAAAACUUGUCCUUAUUCCCUAAGUACUAUUAAUAGGACAACAUCAAGCAAUGGAACAAUUCUUGAGAUCCCUUGUGGUCUAGUUGAAGAUUCCUCAAUCACUGUAGUUGGCAUUCCUGAUGGACAUAAUGGAAGCUUUCAAAUUGCACUUGAAGGUUCCAAACUUUUGGAAGAUCAAAACCCUCCUAUUAUCUUGCAUUACAAAGUGAGACUACCUGGAGAUAAUAUGACAGAAGAAGCAUUUAUUGUUCAGAAUACAUGGACUAAUGAGCAUGGUUGGGGCAAAGAGGAAAGAUGCCAUGCUCAUGGAUCUGCUCGCAACACAAAGCCAAAAGUUGAUGGACUUGUUCUUUGCAAUGAACAAAUUGUCAGAAGCACUGGGGAAGAAAAUCUAAAUACAAGUCAUGCUAGUGGUGACGUAUUAGCUAAUGUUUCCCAAGGAGGUGCUCAUGCAACUGCAAAUUUCCCAUUUGCUGAAGGGAAUCCUUUCACUGCUACGUUGUGGGUUGGUUCAGAAGGAUUCCAUAUGACUGUCAAUGGAAGGCAUGAAACGUCAUUUGCCUUUAGGGAGAAACUUGAACCAUGGGAAGUGAGCAGAGUCAAAGUGGAUGGCGUUCUGGAUGUCUUGUCAUUAUUAGCCAAAGAGCUACCUGUCUCUGAAGAUCAUGAUUUAGUUGUCGAUGUUGAGCUCCUUAAAGCCCCAGCAGUAAAAAGGAAAAGAAUAGCAAUGUUGGUUGGAGUUUUCUCCACUGGAAAUAAUUUUGAGCGUCGUAUGGCUUUGAGGAGGUCUUGGAUGCAGUAUGAGGCCGUACGUUCAGGGGAUGUAGCUGUCCGAUUUUUUAUUGGCCUUCACAAGAACGGUCAAGUCAAUUAUGAGUUGUGGAAAGAAGCCCAAGCAUACGGAGAUGUGCAGUUGAUGCCUUUUGUUGAUUAUUACAGUCUAAUUAGUUUGAAAACUGUUGCAAUCUGUAUCAUGGGGACCAAAAUUCUGCCUGCUAAAUAUAUCAUGAAAACAGAUGAUGAUGCCUUUGUUAGGAUUGAUGAAGUUAUUACCAGUCUCAAGGGAAAGGCAUCUAGUAGCCUCUUGUAUGGUCUUAUAUCCUUUGAAUCAUCACCCCAUAGGGAUAAGGAGAGCAAAUGGUAUAUCAGUAAUGAGGAAUGGCCACAUUCUUCAUAUCCACCAUGGGCUCAUGGCCCGGGAUAUAUCAUCUCUCGAGAUAUUGCAAAAUUUAUUGCCGAAGGUCACCGAAGAAGAGAUCUCAAGUUAUUUAAAUUAGAAGAUGUCGCAAUGGGCAUAUGGAUUGAACAAUUCAAGAACAGUGGUCAAAAAGUACAAUACACAAGUGAUGAGAGGUUUUACAAUGCUGGAUGUGAAGCAAAUUAUAUUCUUGCUCAUUACCAAAGCCCAAGGUUGGUGUUAUGUCUUUGGGAGAAGUUGCAGAAAGAGCACCAACCUAAUUGCUGUGAGUAAAGUAAAUAUACCCUAAUUGAAAAUUCAAUGGUGAAUUUCUUCUGAGACCACAGUGACAACUUCUAAGGUCUCUAAGAAUCUAUGUAUUUGUUUUUUCCACAAAUUUUGACUGGUUUUAGUUAGGAUUGGCGCUGAUGUUAUUUUAUCACCCACCAUUUGUUUUUGUUUGCCAUUAUUCUCAUUUGUAUUGGCGGACGGAAAUGGAUUGAUUUGUAAAUUAUGAGGAGUUUCUUGUUGAUGUA
Molecule: messenger RNA, 2481 nt
Organism: Jatropha curcas
Lineage: Eukaryota; Viridiplantae; Streptophyta; Magnoliopsida; Malpighiales; Euphorbiaceae
Product: Galactosyltransferase family protein
Cellular component (GO): Golgi membrane
Molecular function (GO): galactosyltransferase activity; carbohydrate binding
Source: RefSeq, a predicted model, not a curated record